This is a messenger RNA of Onychostoma macrolepis, 1354 nucleotides long. RefSeq names its product dehydrogenase/reductase SDR family member 11-like. The record is from RefSeq and is a predicted model, not a curated record. The transcript is spliced from 7 exons. NCBI's taxonomy places the organism in Eukaryota, Metazoa, Chordata, Actinopteri, Cypriniformes, Cyprinidae. Bases 51 to 818 code for a protein of 255 amino acids.
UGAAGAUCACUGGCAGCAGAUUUUCUCUAAGAGUUUUGUGAACUUGUAACAUGGAUCGCUGGAAAGGCAGGGUUGCUCUUGUCACUGGAGCUUCAGUGGGAAUCGGAGCUGCAAUCGCAAAGUCUCUUGUCCAGCAUGGCAUGAAGGUGGUUGGCUGUGCCAGAAAUGUGGAGCAAAUUCAGAAAUUGGCAGCAGAAUGUGUCAAUAGUGGAUUCAAUGGCACUCUGAUCCCAUACAAAUGUGAUCUGUCUGUUGAGGAUGACAUGUUAUCCAUGUUCUCUUGGAUCAAAGUUCAACAUCAGGGCAUUGACGUGUGCAUUAAUAAUGCUGGUUUGGCUCUCCAAGAGCCUCUGUUAAGCGGCAAAACCAGUGGCUGGAGGACUAUGAUGCAUGUGAAUGUCAUUGCCCUGUCAGUGUGCACCCGUGAGGCUUACCAGUCCAUGAAAGAAAGAAAAGUUGAUGAUGGUCAUAUCAUUAACAUCAACAGUAUUUGUGGACACCGGGUCGUCAACCGUGCUGAUGCACACUUCUACACUGCCAGCAAAUAUGCAGUGACGGCUCUCACAGAAGGUUUGAGGCAAGAGUUACGAGAGGCCAAAACCCACAUACGUGCCACUUCUAUAUCUCCUGGAUUAGUGGAGACGGAGUUAACAUAUCGGCUCUUUAGUCAAAACCCAGAAAAGGCUGCUGCUACCUAUAAAGGCAUAAAGUGCCUGCAAGUAGCUGACAUUGCAAACGCAGUGGUGUAUGUCCUGAGUGCUCCUCCUCAUGUUCAAAUUGGUGACAUUCAGAUGAGGCCUGUGGAGCAGCUGCCAUAAACUGAACAGAGAAACAGAAUGAAGCAUCUCUGACAUAACGUCUUUAACAAACUUGUAAAAGUUUGCAGACAAUCAAAGAUCACAGGAAUGUCCAAUAUAAUCCUAUGUUGUAAAUAAUAAUUGUCAAGUCUUUAAAUCUUUUGAAAUGCAUUUUGUAAAAACACAAAACACUGAUCUGUUUCAUCAUGAUAUUUACAUUUUUCAUUGUAGUGACUGAAAUGAUUUAAUGUACUAUUGUUAACUUCAUCCUAAACUUAAAAAAAAAAAAAAAAAAACUUUCUCUUUAUUUAUUCCUUCCCUUGCUAGCUUGUACUUAUUUGAACAAUGCCUGAGACUUGGUGUUACAAGCACUUCGUCUGUCUGAUUGCCUCUUCAAGAUGAAUCGCUUAUGUAUUCCCCAAUUGUAAGUCGUUUUGGAUAAAAGCGUCUGCAAAAUGACUAAAUGUAAAUGUAUUUUGAGACAGAAUACUUUAGGUGCUUAAUAGCUCUUUCUGGUUUUAUGUUUAAAAAGUGCCAACUAUUCAAUAGAGUUGAUA